Messenger RNA from Pollicipes pollicipes, 1115 nucleotides. It is a transcript of the gene Rack1, whose product is annotated as Receptor of activated protein kinase C 1. Bases 90 to 1052 code for a protein of 320 amino acids. The record is from RefSeq and is a predicted model, not a curated record. The transcript has 6 exons. NCBI's taxonomy places the organism in Eukaryota, Metazoa, Arthropoda, Thecostraca, Pollicipedomorpha, Pollicipedidae. Gene Ontology annotation, molecular function: ribosome binding; protein binding; translation regulator activity.
UCCUUUCAUCGCCGGCGACAGACUGUUGUCGUGCGAUCCGUAACGUUGAAUGUAAAGCAGCGAAUUUCGCUGUGAUAGUGUCGUGCACCAUGACGGACACUCACGAGACCCUUCAGCUGAAGGGUGUGCUUGAGGGGCACAAUGGCUGGGUCACCCAGAUUGCCUCCAACCCCAAGUACCCGGACAUGAUCCUGUCGUCGUCUCGCGACAAAUCGCUGAUCAUGUGGAAGCUGACGCGGGACGAGAACACGUACGGCGUGCCGCAGAAGCGCCUACAGGGCCACAGCCACUUUAUCACCGACGUGGUCAUGUCGUCCGACGGCAACUACGCCCUCUCGGGCUCCUGGGACAAGACGCUGCGCCUCUGGGACCUGCAGACCAGCAACACCACGCGCAGGUUCGAGGGCCACACCAAGGACGUGCUGUCGGUGGCGUUCUCGGCUGACAACCGCCAGAUCAUCUCGGGCGCGCGCGACAAGACGGUGAAGCUGUGGAACACGCUGGCCGACUGCAAGUACACGAUCCAGGACGACGGCCACUCGGACUGGGUCAGCUGUGUGCGCUUCUCGCCGAGCACCUCCAACCCGCUGAUCGUCAGCGCCGGCUGGGACAAGAUGGUCAAGGUGUGGAACCUGGCCAACUGCAAGCUGAAGACCAACCACGGCGGCCACCACGGCUACCUCAACACCAUCACCAUCUCGCCCGACGGCUCGCUCUGCGCCUCCGGCGGCAAGGACGCGCGCGCCAUGCUGUGGGAUCUGAACGACGGCAAGCACCUGUACACGCUGGACCACACGGAGACCAUCAACUCGCUGGUGUUCUCGCCGAACCGCUACUGGCUGUGCGCCGCCACCGGGCCGUCGGUCCGCAUCUGGGACCUGGAGGGCAAGCAGAUGGUGGAGGAGCUGAAGCCGGAGGUGGUGAACCUGUCGGCCAAGGGCGACCUGCCGCAGUGUCUCAGCCUCGCCUGGUCCGGCGACGGCCAGACCCUGUUCGCCGGCUACUCGGACAACAAGAUUCGGGUGUGGCAGGUGUCCAUCACGUCUCGGUAGUGUUUGUGGACGCGAGCGCGCCGAGAGAAACAAUACACGGACGAUCGGACCGGAACGGUCGGC